ACCACUUUCAGCUACAUUCCUCCCUUCAACCAUCCUUUCACUCCAAACCACCAUCCACCCACCCAUUGCUCCACCCACGAAACAUCUUGCCACUCUUUAACGGCAGUAUGAUGUCCCUGCUGAACGAACAAGCACACAUGCCCGAUGCGCCUGCAGGUGACAGCAGGAACCAAGAUCAGAUCAACUGGAUCUACCCUGCAAGGGCAACCUCGGCUGGACAGCCCCCAGUGCCUCUGGGAGGGCCAGAACAAGGGGUGGUGACAUACCCCUACAUUCUGGCUCAGGCCAAGAAUAAGUCCAAGACCCCAGAACAGUUUUUCAAAAUCUUAAUGGGGAUUUACUUCACGGAGGAGGAGCUGCUGAAUGGCAAUCUCCAUGGGGGUGGCACACAUCAGGCACUCAGCCCAGCCAUCAUCAGUGCUAUCCUAACAGAGACCAAGAAACAGUACGGAGGGGUGCAGGUCAAGCUGUACCGCGUGGUAAACGAAAAGUGUGGCCGGAUGAGGGCCACACUGAAGGCCAGAAUGAACAAGCCAGUGGUGCUGAUGGAUGCAAACCAAGUUGGCACCACUGUGAGGGAGGCACUCGAGCUGAUAGAUUAGCUUAACAGCUUAAGACAGUAUUCAUUUUACUCCUUUUACUAGUGUGUUCCAAAAAUGUAGAACUACUUAAUAUUUACUAGCAUUAAAUGGUAGCUGCUAGAAUUUCAACCAGUUUUCAAUUGCAUAGUGGUCCUACUGUAAAGUCACUUGGUUCCCAUGGACAUGAAUGGAUCUGUUUAUUGUCUUGAAUAUCUUAACAGUACUCUUUACUACAUCUGGUAGGUUAUUAAUGUUUUACUACAUCUGGUAGGUUAUUAAUGUACACAACAAGUUGUCCAUAGGCAUAGAAUGCUACCUUGAGGAAUUUUGCUUUUCACUCUACUUAAUAGAAAUUCUUUGCCAUACUCUGAUGCAAAUAAACUUUAUGAUUUUUGCAGCUGAUCAGUCUCUUCUGUUAUUCACCUUGAAUAUGCAGUUCAUUCGAGAACUUCAAUGUCAAGAGAAAGACAACCACAUCUACAUACUGUACAGCUGUCGUACAAGAGCACAAGAAAUUAAAAUAACACUACUAGUAUAUGAAACCAAGGUUAUUUUCAAGCCUCCUUGAAAAACAUUUGGUUGAUUA
This is a messenger RNA of Branchiostoma floridae (Florida lancelet), 1167 nucleotides long. RefSeq lists its product as uncharacterized. Lineage: Eukaryota; Metazoa; Chordata; Leptocardii; Amphioxiformes; Branchiostomatidae. The transcript has 4 exons. Bases 108 to 602 code for a protein of 164 amino acids. The record is from RefSeq and is a predicted model, not a curated record. Gene Ontology annotation, molecular function: DNA binding.